Molecule: messenger RNA, 1722 nt
Organism: Trametes versicolor FP-101664 SS1
Lineage: Eukaryota; Fungi; Basidiomycota; Agaricomycetes; Polyporales; Polyporaceae
Product: MFS general substrate transporter
Exons: 10
Coding region: 1-1722 (573 amino acids)
Biological process (GO): transmembrane transport
Molecular function (GO): transmembrane transporter activity
Source: RefSeq, a predicted model, not a curated record
AUGGUCAACCAAACGCCAGACGUCCGUCAAGACGCUCACUCGUCGCCAAAAUCGGCCGUCGUGCCUGACAUCGAACAUGCUGUCGUCGCGGACGACCCUAGAGCGUGGUCAAAAGCCCGGAAGCUGGUUGUAGUCGCGACCGUCUCUGCGGCGAGCAUGAUCGCCGGCCUGGGCGGGAACAUAUACAAUCGUGAGCAGGAGUUGACGCCGGGGCCUCGCUGGCCCGCCAAUCCCGCGAUUUCCCAGAUCGAGGAACAGCUGCACGCAUCGAGCGGGGCGAUCAGCCUCAGCUUGUCGCUGUUCAUCCUCAUCCAAGGCGGCGUGCCCUUGCUAUGGAGCGCGCUGAGCGAGUUCUGGGGGCGGAAGAGGGUCUACCUGCUGUCCACAGCGUUGUGCACGAUCGGGUGCAUAGUGGCUGCGUUGUCGAAGACCAUUGGCGUCCUCAUUGGCAUGAGAUGUAUUCAAGCCGUGGGUUCGAGCGCAGUUAUCUCUCUGGGCGCGGCAACAUUAGCAGACAUAUACGAGCCUAGCCAACGCGGCACCAUGAUGGGUCUGUACUACAGCGCGCCCUUGCUUGGACCGUCCCUCGGCCCCAUCCUCGGCGGUGUCCUCACCCAGGGCUUCAACUGGCGCGCGACGUUCUGGUUCCUCGCGAUCUUCGUCGGCGUCUGCUUCCUGCUCUUCAUCCCCUUCAAGGACACCUUCCGGCGCGAGCGCAGCCUCGUGUACCAGGCCGCGCUCAAGCGGCGCAUCGCGCACGACUCCGCGAAGGCGUCCGAGGCGUCCAGUCUCUCGCAGAUCACUGCGGUGUCGCGCAUCGUGCCGGAGGCCGAGAUUGCGCGAGGAGAGGGUGCGAAGGAAGGGAAGGACGCGAUCGAGACGCUCGCUCGGGACAUUGACUUGGAGAAGCAGGUGCAGGCGGCCGCGCGCAUCGACGCGGAGGCGCUCGCGCCGGUGGACGAGAUCAAGUUGUCGCUCGCGGACGUGAACCCGGUGAAGCCGAUUGUGCAUGUGCUGAGGCGCAUGAACAACCUGACCAUCCUCACCGCAUCAGGCCUCAUCUUCGCGUUCAGCUACUCGAUCUCGUACACAUGUUCGCGGACACUUGCGAACAAGUACGGAUACAACGCGCUGCAGAUCGGCCUGGUUCUCCUCGCCUUUGGAGUUGGCUCAUUGUUUGGAAGCGUUCUUGGUGGUCGCUACUCGGACCACGUCUUCAGGAAGUUGAAGGCACGAAAUGGCGGUACAAGCCAAGCCGAGAUGCGCCUGGAAAGCACUAUGGUCCCCAUGCUCUUCCUCCCGCCCUCCGUCAUCGCUUACGGCUGGGUGUGCGAGCGCCAUGUCAGCGUCGCGGCUAUCUGCGUAAUGCUCUUCCUCGCCGGUUUCUUCUCUAUCUGCAUCUACUCUAGUACACUCGCAUAUAUCGUAGACGCCAACGUCGGCCGCUCCUCCUCCGCUGUAGCGACCAACAGCGCGUUCCGUGGUCUCUUCGCGUUCAUUGCCUCAGAAGUCGCUGUCCCAUUACAGGUACGUUUCACGGCGUCUUCUAUAAUCAACGGGUUGCUGACGACUAUCCAGGACGCCAUAGGGGACGGAGGCCUGUAUUCAGUUUGGACUGGGCUGGCGAUCCUGGCCGAGCUGCUCAUCCUCCUUGUCUGGUGGAAGGGCGGCGCGUGGCGACAGAAGUGGGAGCUCAAGGAACGCGGCCUCUCGCCAUCCUGA